GCUGAGAGUGUGGCGGGAUCCCUGGUUCAUAGCAGCAGGACUGAUGACCCCCAGUAGCUGAUUCAGGGGCUGGUUUAAUCUUCGUCUUUGCUUUACAGUUGGUUCCUAAUUGAAGCAGGAUUACUCAUUUCAGCUGGUGGUGCUAGAUGUGACAGUGUUCUUAUGUCUUCCUCUCUGUGUGGCCAAUUGAUUUUUCUUACAUCAGUGCUGUUUUCAUGCUCUGAUGCUACAUCUUCAUCUGUUUCUGUUAGUAGUAAUACUGCUUCUGUUUUAUAGCGCCACACAACUUCACUGCCUGAAGCAUCACAUGCUGCACUAAUACAAAUGGAAAAUGUUCCCUGGGGUGGGGGUUCAUGCUUUGCUCUGUGCUGCAGCACUGUUGGCUGUAUGUGAUGUCACCUUGUUGAUUAUCUUACAAAGUUAAUAUACCCAGGAGCACAGCAUCAUCUGCCCAGCAGCCAGCAUCUCUUUCUGUCUGUCAGUAGCACAAAUACCCUCCCACACUAAUAGCUAAAUAUAAUCUGACUGCUUUCAGGUCUGCAUCACAGACUUGGAUUUGAAACAGGCCUGAAACAAAAGGUGAACAAAAUGACUAUGGCCAAUUUGCCUUGAUAAUUAACUGUAUAUUCCAGCGCUCAUGUGAGGAUUUGCUGCUCUUACCUGCUUCAUGGCAUUGCAAGUUUAAACAUCUUUGUGUUUUGGAUUUUUGGUCAGGGAAAAAGUGCAGUUUGAAAGUGUAAAGGGAAACGAGAUGUAUGCUAACAAAUUUGAAAGGCAUGCGUUAAAUCUUAAAUUAAUGUCAUAGCUUUAGGGCUGCAAAUGCUUUAGUUCUGUAGCUUCUCACCAUCAUUGACUGGAUUUCAGUGUAGCACAGGGCUGAACAAUCAAUCAAACUAAUGUCAAAAUCAUAACAUGGCUAAGUGUAGCCACAAUGUUUGAAUUGAGGAUAGGUGUGUCGCAAAAUGUCAUUAUGCAUGAAGUCUUUUGGAUACCGCGGCUUACAAGUUCCAUGUUACAGACAUAUUAGAACAUGCUUAUUUUUUACAGAUUGUUGCAAAAAUCACAUCAUCAGUUUGUAUUUUUCAGUGGAAAAAUUAUGAAAAAUGAUCAUUUGCACAUAACUUGUGACCCAUGUCGCAACAGGCCUCAAAAUAAUAUCUAACUGAUUUAUUUCUUGCCCAUUAUUCAGCCCUACUGUUGUAUAAGUCACAUAAUGAAACACUUAGUUAGAAGUUUACUGUUUUCUAAUUUAAUAUCCUCUGGUCCCAUCAUACUAACUGUCACACGCCUCCCGUUUGUUAAUCUACCUCAGUCUCUGCCUCCAGGCCAACCUGCUGCAGUAUUUCAACCUCUUCUGCACUGCUGGGCAACUUCUCUGUAUACUUUUACCAGACAUUUUUCUGUCCUGUUCUGGUGUUUGGCUACACAUUAACCUGGAAGUCCACAUGUAGAGCAUUUAAAAGCAUACCACAGUGGAAGGUCACAGCCUUAGCCUUGGAGAUUUUCUGCAGUGGAAACGCCCUGCGAGACCCCAUGGCCAUGGAGCGAGCCAACCUCCUGAACAUGGCCAAGCUGAGCAUUAAAGGUUUGAUCGAGUCGGCUCUGAGCUUCGGACGAACGCUGGACUCGGACUACCCGCCUCUCCAGCAGUUCUUUGUGGUCAUGGAGCACUGCCUCAAGCACGGACUCAGAGUGAAGAAGUCCUUUCUGGGUUUUAACAAGUCUCUGUGGGGUCCUCUGGAGCUGGUGGAGAAACUCUGUCCUGAAGCAGCAGAGAUCUCAGCCUCCGUACGAGAUCUGCCUGGACUUAAGACUCCUUUAGGCCGAGCCAGAGCUUGGUUGCGUUUGGCUCUCAUGCAGAAGCGGCUGGCCGACUACCUGCGACUCCUCAUCACCAGAAAAGACCUGCUCAGCGAUUUCUAUGAGAAUUCAGCUCUGAUGCUGGAGGAGGAGGGAGCCGUGAUCGUUGGCCUGCUGGUGGGCCUGAACGUCAUUGAUGCUAAUCUGUGUGUGAAAGGCGAGGACCUGGACUCUCAGGUCGGCGUGAUCGACUUCUCUAUGUACUUGAAGAAUGACAUCGAUGAUUACAGGAGUGAAGAGAGGAAUAGCCAGAUCGCAUCCAUCUUGGAUCAGAAGAACUAUGUAGAGGAACUGAACCGACAGCUCAAUUCCACAGUUCAUGGUCUUCAGGGCAGAGUCGACUCUCUAGAGAAGUCCAACUCUAAACUCAUAGAGGAGUUAGCCAUAGCCAAGAACAACAUCAUCAAACUACAGGAAGAAAACCAGCAGCUAAGGAGUGAAAACAGCUUGAUUCUGCUGAAAGCACAACAACAUUUAGAGGUAACUCAAGGCGAUGUGUCCGUGGAGAGAGACACGUACAAACAGUCUCGUCAGGGUUUGGAUGAGAUGUACAAUGAGGCUCAAAGACAGCUGAAAGAGGAGUGUCAGCUCAGACAGGAUGUGGAGAACGAGUUGGUCGUCCAGGUGUCAAUGAAACAGGAAAUGGAGCUGGCAAUGAAGCUUCUGGAGAAAGAUAUUCAUGAAAAACAAGACACACUAAUCGGACUGAGGCAGCAACUGGACGAGGUCAAAGCCAUCAACGUAGAAAUGUACCAGAAGAUGCAGUCAUCCGAUGAGGAGAUGAAGAAGAAGAACGAUGUGAUCAGCCGUCUGGAGGAGAAGACCAAUCAGAUCACUGCCACCAUGAAGCAGCUGGAGCAAAGAUUGCAGGAGGCAGAGAGGCACCGCACAUCGGCCGAGGAGGGAACCCGGCGCUUCAAGUUGGACUUUGCCAACAAGGCCGACAGCCUGCAGCGGCAGAUCGAACACAGAGAAAAGCAGCUCCAGCAGCUGGAGACUGACCUGAAGAUAGAGAGGGAGUGGAGACAGACGUUACUGAAUGAUCUGGACAGAGAACGAGACACUGUGGCUCAGCUCAGCACAGAGGCGCUGCAGAUCAAUGGACUGAAAAAGGAGUUCCAUCGUCUCCAGGAUGAAAACAUUCAGCUAAAGUCCAUCUGUGAGGACCAAGAACGAGCUCUGGAGGAACUAGGCUCUAAGCUCAGCGAAUCCAAAAUGAAGAUCGAAGACAUCAAAGAAGCCAACAAAGCUCUUCAGGGAGGUCAGGUUUGGUUGAAGGACAAAGAAGCCAGUCACUGCAAGCUGUGUGAGAAGGAGUUCUCCAUCUCAAGACGAAAGCACCACUGUAGGAACUGUGGGGAGAUUUUCUGUAACAGCUGCUCUGACAAUGAGCUUCCACUGCCUGCGUCUCCCAAACCAGUCAGAGUCUGUGACACCUGCCAUGCCCUGCUCCUCCAGCGCUGCUCCUCCAAUCCAACGUGAGUCUUGCUCUGCUGCCAGCACAGCUUGAAAACAAUCUGAGAUCAGACACGUAAAUAUCAACUCUCCAGUUCUCCGCAAGAUCCAUCUCCCAACUUCCAGGGUGUGAUCAAGAAGUUCCAAGUCUGCAUCUGUUAAAUUCAAAAAGCAUGCCUAAUUGAAAUUCAACUGCCAGUUGUCUUCUUGUGCAGUGAUACACGGAUAUACUCUGGAAGACACAUUCUGACCACUAAACACAGUUUCACCUUGAACCUCAAACGUGUAGAAAGAGACGUUUUUUUUUGUGUGUUGAACUGACGAGGAUCACGUGGUGAUGAAACUUGGGUCUACAUCCUCAACCCAGAGGACAAGCAGCAGUCUUCACUGGAAGAACCUGCAACCUCCAAGACUGAAGGAAGGUCAGCAGUUCAACAAGAGCCUGAUCAUUUUGUUUGACAUGUAUGAUCAGCGCUGAACUGUCUGCAGUCUUGGAACGUCUUGAUUGCAUCUCCUAUAUUAACGGUGCUUGCUGCUAGGAGUGGACCAGAUGCAUGAACACUCAUUUGUCUUUUUCGUUUAAAGAAGUCUCACUAAGUGAGCUGCACCUACAUCGUUGUACCUUGUCAAAGUUUGAUGUCGCUGCUUCCUCUGCAGAUGCUCUGUCGGGAGUGCAAAACAUGUCUUGCAAUCAGACAGAAAUUUUCAUAUUAAAUCACAAACCUUCAGAGAUCUUCAAUAUACACCCGUUCUACAGUUCAUUCCAAAAAAUGUUAUACAUGAGUAUUUGAAAAUACUCUCGGUAGAAAAUAAGUUUUAAACUUCUGCUUUCAGUUUCUUGGUACUGAGUGAAUCAAACAACCUGAUUGGGUAAUACUGAAAGCUGGAAAGAAGCACUGAGCUUUUUGACAUGAACCUUCUCAUUGAUCUGACCAAUGGUCACAGUUAAAAAAAAAAACACUCUUAAAGGCACAACAGGUUUAAAUCUAUCAAGGUGCACUGCAGGCCUGCUGUCAUUUCUGCACACAGACAGACUGAUCAGCAGCUCUGGUUCUGGUAAACUUUAGCAGGAUGAGAAACUUUGUUUAGGGAAGAAGGAACAACUUUAUAAAGAGCUGAAAGUGAAACUGACUGUGAUGAGCACUGCUGCAGCUGAAUGAACCAAACUGCCAGUUUCACUCAGCGUGUGCCAAACCUCAAACUGUACACAUUAACUGUACGGCCAAAAACAUGAUAAUAUAGUUUAUACAUGCAGUAUGGUGGCCUUGGUACUGUUGGUGAGUCUGAAUUCAAAGCUCCUUCUUUUUAAGGCAGCAUUUACUCAGGCAGUGCAGAUCAACCGAAUUAACAGGGUAAAACAAAUGAACCACAUCUUACAAAAAUGAAACAGAAACCAGAUAUAUUUCUGUUCAGUCAGUGAUGAGAUUGGAAUUGUGUGAGAAAAUUCAACUGGUCACCCUCAGUCUGUUUAGAUGAAUCAUGGCCGAAUGAAAAAUGCAAUGAGCCACAUUUCUUCAGACUAGUUGCUGGAACAUUUACAACUCCAAGCAUCUUGAGCUCUAACACUAGAUUAGGUUAGACUAGUUCCCCAUUAGGCUGUGGAACUGAAAAAAUGGCUAUGGUGCCACAUGUGCCUGUGGACGUACAGUGGAUUUUACCUACUUUAGCUUCUCUUGUUGCCAAAAUGAGCCUUAUAUUUCUACAGCGAGGAUUUCUGCAGAGAAUCUAAAGCCCAACAUAUUUCAAAGUAGCAACACUAGCCUCUACUAGUCAAGCAAUGAGUCUAGAUUAAAGGCACAUAUCACUGUUUGUUUGAGACACUAAUGCCGUGGAUUCUGCUUAAAGGACCAAGAAGAGAGCGAAACAUGCAGCCAGCCUGACUCUGUGUGGUUCUCCUGUUGAUGAACCACUGAUGGCUAACUUACAACACGACCACUUCACGAGUUAGUGGUUGUCAAGAACAGACUUAAGUGUUGCAAAUCUCUGACAACUUUGCCACAAAGUAUGUUUGAGCACUUGCCAGUCAUAUGUUGUCUGAAUAUAGAUUAAUUUGAGAGUAUUUAUAUUUGAUUUUGUGUCUUCUGCACAUUCAUUUGUACAUUCACAAGUCUGAGGAACUUGUCUGAACUUUCCCUGUUCACUUGAAGUCAGUCGUGAUCACAUGUAGAAAAAUCACCUUUUACUGCUGCUCCAUUGCUGAGAGGAAAAGUUUGAAACUUUAAAAUACUUGUUAAUUUUUUUUUUAAAUCAAGAUUUACAACUGUAUUGCAUUGUCAAACGAAAGCUGAUUCCCCACAAGUACACAAUCUUCAAUGACGGGUCGCGAGCUUCAGUGUAUAUUCUGGUUUUGUACUUGCAAUGUUUACAACCUCAGAAUUUUCACAAACUGGAAGUAUUCAUUCCCUUGAAGACAUAAAUCGGGCUGGGGUUCAUUUCAACAAGCGGUUCUUGUUUCAAAUAGUUUUAAAUUAUUACAAGUUUUUCAUGUCAUCAAGUACUAGAGGCAACUGUUUCUGAACUGAACCCUGCCAGUCUUAUUUUUUGUGCAGUGUUGCUCUUGUAAAUCUCCCAGCUUUCAGUGGGACUUGUACAGUGUUGAUACGACUGUAUGUUGAAUAUAAAUAAGGUUUAUAAUCGCUGUGGCCGUUUAGCUUACUAAAUCCUGCCAGUUUAAUAUUAACUCUAUUGCCAACAGUCUGCUGCCUUGACUGUAGCAGUUUGAUUAAAUCAAGGACAGACACAAUGAA
Messenger RNA from Acanthochromis polyacanthus (spiny chromis), 6062 nucleotides. RefSeq names its product RUN and FYVE domain containing 2 (gene rufy2). Gene Ontology annotation, molecular function: metal ion binding. NCBI's taxonomy places the organism in Eukaryota, Metazoa, Chordata, Actinopteri, Pomacentridae. Gene Ontology annotation, cellular component: cytoplasm. Bases 1534 to 3342 code for a protein of 602 amino acids. The record is from RefSeq and is a predicted model, not a curated record. The transcript is spliced from 19 exons.